Molecule: messenger RNA, 3317 nt
Organism: Spizellomyces punctatus DAOM BR117
Lineage: Eukaryota; Fungi; Chytridiomycota; Chytridiomycetes; Spizellomycetales; Spizellomycetaceae
Exons: 1
Coding region: 1953-2345 (130 amino acids)
Source: RefSeq, a predicted model, not a curated record
GGUACUCCAAAUCAACAGCAUGGUUUGACUGAACACUCAACCAGGUACAGCAAAAUAGAACCCCAAGGCAUGCAUCAACAGCUUGUGAGACUGAACGGCAUUUAUACUAAAAUGUGCGGACAACAACGUACUUGACGACUGUUUAACCCUCGGACUUUGCGGGCGAAAAUAGUCCAACACAUAGCUGUGUGAGAAAUCAGACUACAACGGGACACUGUACUGAUUCGUCCCGUAUAUCGUAACAGACAUCUUAAUGAGGAGAUUCUAUGAAGCUCGAGCUAGGCUUCCUCUUAAGACUAAAAUGUGAAGUUAUUUUCAGUCGGCACUAUGGACAGGAAAGUGAGUGUCCAAUGGUGCGCGGCAAUGGAAGUUCAGGAGAGUUUGGUCGCAGAAGUUUGCUAGCCAAGUUCAGCAGUGAAAGUGGCGCGGUGUGUUGACGUUACAUUGAACGCUUAAUCCUGGCUGCAGGACAAUCGCAUGCCUUUCUGUCAAGUGGAUUGUGCAGCUCUCGAAUAUAUUUUUGGCCUAUCUACGUUGUUCCAAGUCAUUAUGAUGAAUGCACGCAUGAUAUACUGAACAAAGAAAAAGCGAAGCAGCCGAAGAUGUUGCUCAUCCGGUACGCGAGACGACAAAGUUACGCUAUUCGAGUUUUCCAGGAUGUAUCGCGCGAAGAAGUGUUUGAGACGGUCAGGAACGAACAAUUCGGUGGCCCAUUGUUCUAUGGCGGUUAUCAAAUAUCUUGCUGCCGGCAUAUCGACGCGUAAAGCCCAUUGGUCUUUAUCAACUCAUCAUGUCGUCCGAGUUCGACGACUUGUCCUUCAUUGACCACCGCAAUGCAAUCAACGUUUCUGAUGGAAGAGAGUCUGGGAUUGCUCGACUCAACAAAGAAGCUUUCCAUCAAUGUGAGGUGAGCAAAUUCAAUCCUCAUACCUGUGAGCAAUGGUGAUGGUUGUCCUUCCACUGGAAGCAUUUUCAAUGGCUUUCUGGACUUCUUGCUCACUAUGCUGAAUCGAGCGCACUGGUCGCCUCGUUCAACAGGAGCAUUUUCGGUCGCCGGAUCAGCGCUCUAGCGAUGGCGAUUCUCUGAAAAGAACAGCGGGAGAAGUACAGCAAUACCAUCAUGAUCGGAAGACAAGCCAGGAGGAAGGGUUUACCUGUUUCUGGCCUAUAUAAAAUAGACGACGAAACCGAAAGCAGCCAGAGAGCAUUAGAUCAACUUAGAAUAUGCGUCAAGGAUAAUCGCCAUGACAUUACCUCCUGAAAGCUGGCCUCCCUUCAGACCCACACGAGUGUCAUAUCCUAUGGGUCAAAUGAUUUAUUGGAAAUGCUCUAUCUUUAUGGGGACAAGCGGUCCGGUUGCCAAUACCUUCAGGAAGGUCGCGGAUGAAAACAUCAGCAUUAGCCAUUUUCGCUGCUUCAACAAUCUCCUCCUUCAUGGAUGCCCCAUGCUCGGCGCCCCAAGCAAUGUUUUCCAUGAUGGACAGGUCAAAUAGAAUUGGCUCCUGUCCCACCAGAGCCAUAUGAGAACGCAGCCCGUUUCGGAGAUGGUAUUGCUUGAUAGGGAUAUCUCCGAUUCGUGCUUCGCCUGCGUUGACAUCGUACCAACGUUGCAGAAGACCCAAAACGGAGGACUUGCCGCAACCGGAGGGUCCGACCUGCCCGUGUCAGAUGAAAUAGCGUUUUUAAGACCCCGCCUCUGGAGCGAAAAGUCAAUUGAACAACACUACCAGCGCCAAGGACUUGUACGGUGCCCACUGUAAAUUGAACCGGCCGUCGAAGAUAAGAUCUGGUGAGGUGGGAUACGCGAAUAUGACGUUCGACAAUUUGACGCUAGGUUCAAAGUCACGAGACGCAAUUCCCGGAUGAUCCGCAUCAAUGAGUGUUUUGCGAUCCAGGAGAGCAAAAGUCUAACAUGAAACGAGGUUUCUAUUCGUCAGCGACGACCUGAAGACAUGUACAAGGAUUUCGUGAGGAGUGCGGAGGACUGCCGCAGAUUUCUUACCGAAAGGGCGGCAAAUUUUCCUUUGGCAAACGACGUAGCAAGCCCGGCAGAAUCCGCGAUCGAGAUCGUCGACAUUAACAUGCCCAUGAUUGCAGUAAGCAUGUUCGCUAAUGUCACGGUCCCCUUUUCCAUCAACAUGGCCCCCGCAGAAAGACCACCACAGACAGUGAGGGUAGUGGCCGCGUUCUGGAAUGCAUAUGGGAUACUGUCUAUGAAUGCGUUUCUCUUACUGAGAGCAAAUGGUCUUUUCAAGAAUGCUGCAACAUUUCACCAAUCAUGUGGUUCAGUGUUGGAUAAGUUAUUGCUGCUGGGUAAAUGUACAAUCGUUGCAAUACCUUCAUAACGCCUUACGGGCAACUCCUCCCGCGGAGAUCUUUCAGGGUCUUCACUUCCCGAAUAGACUCAAUGGCAAUCUGUGUUGAUUGCUCAAUAGCUUCCUUACUUGCGUCGACGUAUCUGGAAAGGGAAUAACUCUGCCAGAAGGAUGCAAGAAAUAUGAAGGGUGCCAAACCGAGCAUGAUCUGCGAAGGUCUUAUAUGAGCCACUGUACAAUAACACGGAGAUGGAGUUGUAUAACCAUACCACAGUCAUGACCACUGAGAAGCGAACGAUGGAGCGAUGCCAAACACCACCGUGCUGAAAUGCAAAAGGACAGUCGAUCAAACACUGCACACGAAUGUCGGCUUUCCACUACAAGCUGAGUAAACUCACAAUCCAUUGCGCGAUAACUCCUUCCGAAUGUCCGUAACCAAGUGAGGUACUCCCUCAACUAGGGCGAGCUUGGUAAUCAGGACUCCAACGGAAUUCGACUUCGAGUCAAAAAAACCAAUUUCUUGCUGUAAAAGACUGCCAAGUGUUGCCAGCCGCAGGCGACUGGUGAGUCUCGCAUUAGCCAAUCCGUAUGCCCAAGUGAGUCCCCACUUGAAAAAGAAGGCCCCCACUGCCAAACCAGCUGAACGAGCGGGCAGGGUAUUUAGAAAUCAUUGUCAGGCGGGGCACUUCAAUUAACUGAUUAAUACGAAAUAACACACCCAUAAACAUAAUCCACAAAUUGAUUUGAUCUUCUUGAUCAGGACUGGGGGUCAUCAACGGAGCGAUAGUAAGGCCGAGAAUCAUGGCAAAUCCAGGAAAGAUCUAGUUUUGUUACCAGAAUACGGGUUAGGGUUUCAGCGCUGUCAUGGAGUAAAUGAUAAAUUACGUUACCAUUCCGCUGAAGGGUUAGGGCCAAAAUUAGAGGUCAAAGUCAGGUUGUCAUUGUGUGAUCUGUACUAUAUUUGGGACCCACAUGUUUCCUUCUAUAAUAUAACUCUUUUGC